Salarias fasciatus (jewelled blenny) is the source of this 2734-nucleotide messenger RNA. Its product is annotated as 5-hydroxytryptamine receptor 3C-like. Gene Ontology annotation, biological process: monoatomic ion transmembrane transport. The record is from RefSeq and is a predicted model, not a curated record. Gene Ontology annotation, molecular function: extracellular ligand-gated monoatomic ion channel activity; transmembrane signaling receptor activity. The transcript has 15 exons. Gene Ontology annotation, cellular component: membrane. NCBI's taxonomy places the organism in Eukaryota, Metazoa, Chordata, Actinopteri, Blenniiformes, Blenniidae. Bases 108 to 1760 code for a protein of 550 amino acids.
GUGUGGAGGGGGAGGUGUUGAUGGGAACGACCUGACAGCAGGGCGGCGACGUUCACUCAGUGGAACCUCACAGCAGGAGCAGAGAACACAGAACCCCAGCUCUGAAGAUGUUCCUCACAGGUUCCUUCCUCCUGAUCUUCCUCACAGGUGGAUUCAGCUCCAGUCCUCCUCCAGUCCCUGUUUCUGAAGACACAGCGGGACUUCCAGGGCCGGUGGAGACUGAAGAAUACUCUCCUGGAGAUUACUAUGACCAUCCCAGAUUACCAGGUGGAUUCAGCUCCAGUCCUCCUCCAGUCCCGACCAGAGUUCCAGAGGGAACACCUAAGCCCGUGUGUGGGAUGAGAGGAACCUUUGACAGUGCAGAGUUCCACGCUAAAUACGUGUUGAACAUGACGAAUCCUCCUGAGUAUCUCAGAGAGUACUUCGCAAGCUUCUAUGACUCUCCAGAUCCUUGUGACCUGUACUGUAAUUAUGAUCAGGUUAUAGACAAACUGCAACUGGAUAAACUAAAGGAGAAGUUGACCCUCAGUCGGCCGGUUCAAAGUCACCGCAUUCUCACCUAUGUUUACCUGGAAAUGGUGAUCGCUUCCAUCCUGAAUGUGAAAGCGAGUGAGCAGCUUUUUGUGACUCAUAUGUGGCUUUAUAUGUCCUGGAACAACCAGUUCAUUUCCUGGGAUCCUCAAAAGUUUUGUGGAAUUAAACACAUCGUCGUUCGUAGCGACACUUUGUGGAAACCAGACAUAAUUAUUGAGGAGAUGCUGGAGAAGGACAAAAUCGCUCCGAGUCCUUUCCUCAAGGUCAACUCAUUCGGCGAGGUGGAACAUCGGAUCGAUCAGGUGGUGACGGGCACCUGUCGCAUGAACGUUUACAAGUUCCCCUUCGACACCCAGCGGUGCACCAUCUCCUUUAAGUCUCUGAUGCACUCAGAUGACGAGAUACGCUUCGUGGUCAACACAAACACCACAGUCAUCUCGAAGUGGUCUCACCACGCCAUGCAGUCGAAGCACGAGUGGCGGUUUGUUAAGAUGACGGUCACCAACAAAACCAACAGCUUCUACUUCGGAUCCAACCAGACUGUGAUUGUUUACACGGUUUUCAUGCAGAGGAGGCCGAUCCAGCACGCCGUCAACUUCCUGCUGCCCAUCUUCUUCUUCCUGUGUAUGGACCUGGCCUCCUACCUGAUCCCAGACAGCGGAGAGCAGAAGAUCAGCUUCAGGAUCACAGUGCUGCUCGCCGUCACGGUGCUGCAGCUGAUUCUCCACGAGAUUCUGCCCUCCUCGUCCGACAGGGUGCCUCUGAUCGCCGUCUACUGCAUCGGGAUUUUCUUUAUGAUGCUGAUCAGCCUCCUGGAGGCCAUUUUGGCCACGUAUCUGAUCCAGAAGGACUCGGAAACCCAAGACUGCCGAACCGAUGGAGACCAAAGCAGCAACUCAGAGAGAACAGUCAGUUUCUGUGGCUUUUCCAAAGAGUGGAAGAACAGCAGCAAGCGCUCUUCUCUCCACCACACACCGGCCGAUCAAACCCCGUCUGACAGCAAGGAGACUAACAGUGAGAAACCAGAGGUGAGCAUGAACAUGACCCAGGAGGCAGGCGAGCUGGAGAAAGACUCCGAUGUUUCCUGGAAGGACGAGGAGAAACCCGGCUACUGGACCCGACGGGUCCGGAGGAUCAACAGAGGCUUCUUCAUCCUCUACCUCACUACAGCCACGGUGUUUCUAGUCUACAUGUUCUCCCUGUGGACCACUCCGGAUGAGGACUAAAGUACCAGGCAGUGUUGUUCAGAGAGUGUGAAGCUUGGCCUCCACUCAGAGCCCUGCAGUCAUCAAUAGUUGUGUGUUGAGUGAUUUUCGUGAAGAGCUCUUGGGAAAGUGGUGUGAUCUACCGAUUGCGACGCACCAAAUAAUGGAUCAGCUGCUGCAGUGCUGCACAUUUCAUCACAAAUUAUCAUGCAGUGGUCACUAACCCUAACCCCGAUGAAGGAGCCAUUAUUUCUGCAGGGCAGGCGGUAGAUCACGUCCAUCACCCGAAGCAUAUUUGUGCUCCUGAAUAUUCAGAACUCACCUGCUUCUUCACCCCUCCAGUGUCACGUUUUCCAGGUUUUCAGACGGAUGACGUGUGCACAUUUUGAACAGGAUUAAUAUAAACGUCCUGUCGGCUUUUGUUCUGCUCACUGUUCUCCAGUCACGCUGCUGCCGCUUUGACUUGUUUACUGUUGCUAUGGCGACGACACACUGCAUUAAAAGAGAUCUUUUUAACCCGAACCACCGCUUUACGUAAACAGUACAAGUGUUUUUGUGCCUAAACCUAACAAGACCCUCACAAUAGCAUUUAUUUUAAUCGCUUCAUCAUUUAAAGGGAUUUAAUCAUAUCCGGUCUGUGAGGUCAAUAAAUUCCAGCAAAACACAGCAUCUGUUUAUCCAGUGUGAAUUCACUCCAAGUGACGCAGACAUGCAGGGUGAUUCCCAAACGACCAGAGACCCGCAGGUGAUGCUCAUCAGUCCAUCAGAAGAUGUCUGCUGCCGGAGCAGGGGUUUAUGUGGGCCGGAACCACCAAUCCGGAGUUCUGGAACUUCUAACAAUGUCAACUGAGCGACUGGUCUUCUCCAAGCAUCAAGAUCGUACUUUCAGCAUUCCGCUACGCUCACCGUCUAUUUUAAGCUUGAAAAAGACGAGGGUCAGAAUGAGAGGCAGACUCGCAGGCCGACCCGGCGCCAGGCUAACGCUGCAGGGCAGC